Messenger RNA from Symbiodinium necroappetens, 2932 nucleotides. NCBI's taxonomy places the organism in Eukaryota, Dinophyceae, Suessiales, Symbiodiniaceae. The record is from the annotation of a GenBank genome assembly.
AUGCGGAACGAAUGGAAGUGGAAAGCAGGGGCUCGUGUGCUCAGAGAUGGAGAAGAUAUCGGUAGUUGGCUUGUGAUGGGCAAAGGCCCGGGUGGCCGGCUUGGCUUGGGCUGCUGGGUGUGCCAGCAGGCUGGGGUAGACAACGAGUUUGCAAGUGCAACCGUUGUGUCUGGGAGUUUGGGGAAUAUUCGCCGACAUGGGUCUUCGUCUGCUGAGCAUCAGGAGGCCUUGGCGAAGCUGGGGUUGGAUUCAGUGUUGGGUGCGGUGAAAGAUGCGCCCUCGACAGCAGAGUUUCACCAGGUGCUGCAACGUUUGGGCCAGUCUUUGAGGAAAGGCGUGCCGGACCAGUUUGGGCGUCACAAGUGUGGCCAGAUGCGAUAUUGCUUGGCCGAAGCAUCCCGUGCAUCUGCAAGAACAUUCUUGGCCCAGGCGAAGAGUAUCGCCGUAGCACAGGAUUGCAGAGCCAACAGGUUGCUGAUGCGUUACUGUGCCGUGGACGAACGCCUUAAUGUACGGAGAGGAUUCUUGGGUUCCUGUCUGUUGUAUGGUGGUGAGACUAUCAGCAAUUUGCUUGUCCACAUGGACGCCGUGGUCACGCGAUUCUUCAGCGAGGGUGCGGGCGGGCCCUCUCCUGCCGGUUGCAAUGACGUCCAAAAGGCUCACUUCUGUCAGGCUGUCAGCAUUUUCGUGGCAGACGCAGCAUCAAACGAGCAAGGCGCCGGCCGUUGCUCCCAGCAGCUUUUUCCCAACGUGAUGUCAGUUCAGAAGGAUCGACCGCACGCCGUGCAGCGCUUGCUUCAGAGGCCGUGGUCGGCAGUGCCAGAAUUGAACGAGCUUCUUCAAGCCUUUGUAUUUGGGUCCGGCUCCAUAUGUCAGAAAAUCCAGUUCUCUCAUGUCUUGCAGGGUGUCUUUCAAGCCUAUGUGCGUGAGCAGGAGCAAUGCCCUGUGGCUGGACAACGUGUGCGGAACUUGCAGGCGGCAAAGCACCGCUUUGCGAGUUGUCAUCAGCCUCUCGGGAGGCUCAUCCUGUAUUGGGACUCCAUCUUUAGUACGUUAGACUGGGUCAUCAUAAAGAGAGCGGAUACCGAAGAGUCUGUGCAAGCUCGUGAUUUUCUGCUCCAACUCACUCCGCGGAAGAUGAUUCUGCUUGCAAUGCUGGCUGAUAUUGCUGACGAAGCUCAAGCCUUGGUUCGGUCGGUGGACUCGGAAUCGCAUGAUACCAGCACAUUUCCCGAACAGCUGGCUGCAUACACUUCGCAUCUCCAUCACUUGAUCAACGAGGGCGAGAUCCUGCAGACCGGCUUCACACUGUGCAUGCUGCAGCAGCUGGAGCACAGCCGUGGUUUUAUCCUCGGUGGGCAAAGCAAGACCAUUGGUGGCGAGGAUGCGGUUACAGAGGACGACAUUUUAGACUGCAUCGGUCGUUUGAAAGUUUUCUUGACUUUGACAACGAAAGCAAUCUCCACUGAAUUCCCGACGUUUGAUUUGCUGAGUUCCUUUUCUGUGUUCCGCCUGAAUGUCCAGUCCCGGAAGCGGUCCGGGGACGAUCUGGAUCCUGAGUGGAAGGAUCGCUGCUUCCAGCGCAUGGCAAAGACUUUGAAGGUGGACAAAGCUUUGUUGCUGUCCCAGUUCGGGCAGGUGAAGCCAAUUGCUGCACAUGAGGCCUUGGCGCUGCAGGAUGGGUCUACUUUCCAGGCGUGGCAAACCGCUGUGCAGCGCAUAUGCUCUCGCCGGAGGGCGCAGGAAAACAUCCGAGUGGAGACGUUGGCCGAAGUUCUUGCUUACUACGGAUCCUGGAAUGGUCUUUGCACAUCAGGCGUAGAACAAUCGUUCUCCGUCAUGUGCCGUGUCAUCACUCCAGAGAGGCGGCACAUGUCAGAAGCUUGCCUCUUGGAUGAGUUGCAGCUGCAUUUUGACGGAGAGACAUGCGGCCAUGACGCCCUUUGCACGGGUGCAGUCGUUGUCUGGCAACGUGAGUUCGGCAUCCCUCGCAAGAGCUGCUUCGACCAGGUUACAAUCACAAAGCGUCAGCAGCCCAGCAUCACAGAGGAUGGUCGUGAUGCCACGGAAACAGCUUUCCGCAAACGCCGGCGAGCAGAGGUCGCUGCUUCAGCAAAGCAAGUGUCAAUGGAAGUUGUGGAGUCGGCUGCCAGGGAGGGAAGCGCUCAGUAUUGGUCGGCUUCUGCCUAUGAUGAAGAGAAGUGGCAAGAAAAUCGGCAUUACAAGGCCAGAGUGCAAGCCUUGCUUGAAAACACUUUGGUUGAAUCAGAGAUCGAUGAGGAACUGGUCAUGGUAGCACAAGCAUACAAGGACCAGCAAGCAGAUGCUGAUGCAAAAAGGUUGCGGAAAGAGGCCAAAGCGGACGACCUCCUCCGCCCUUUGCUUUUGAAUGUGCAGGAUCACCCGUAUUAUGUGGCGGACGCAGCCUUCGCUGCCCUUCCGGGUGUGGACGCCACUCGUGCUGUGCAAGACUUGUUUCUUGCAUCCACUUUUGUCGUGAAAGAUCCGGCGAGUCCUCCUGACGACGUUCUGUGGAAGGCCAUGUUGUUGGGAGGGUUCCUGGCUAAUAAAGAUGCCUUGGUCAGCAACGGGCGAUCAGGAGUCGCAUUCCACUGUUCUGCAGCGUUGCACACGAAGCGCAGUAUCUAUAUCAGCGACGACUUCCGAGCACAGCACGCUCCGUUGUUUAGCAUUAUCGACCGAGCUCUCAACGAGCCAGAUUCCAAGUGGCGCCGCCUGCAGUCCUGGGAGGAGUUUUCUGAUAAGAGUCACGCUGCUUGCGGCGAUCAUGUGGCCCAAAAGAAAACGUACCAGGUGGUAGCCUUGGCAUCGAGAGCUGAGGCGGCAGCUGUCAACAUGGCAAAUGUCAUGGAUCAGAAAAGCUUUGAGAGCUUCAUGCUACGACAGUCGGUGGCGAAGAAAGGUUUCGGCG